Messenger RNA from Cetraspora pellucida, 1862 nucleotides. The record is from the annotation of a GenBank genome assembly. NCBI's taxonomy places the organism in Eukaryota, Fungi, Glomeromycota, Glomeromycetes, Diversisporales, Gigasporaceae.
GAGCAAUGGAUGACUUUAUAAUGACAAUUGAGGACGACGCGGAGAUAGCAUACAACGAAGAGGAGAAUGAGGAGAAUGAUAGCAAUGAUUCCUUUAUAAUGAUAGUUGAGGACGACACGGGGAUAACACAUAACGAAGAGGAGAAUGAGGAAAAUGAUAGUAGCGAUGACUUUAAAACGACAACUGAGGAUGACAUGGGGAUAACAUACAACGAAGAGGAGAAUGAGAAUGAUAGUAGCGAUUACUUUAUAACGACAACUGAGGACGACAUGGGGAUAACAUACAACGAAGAGGAGAAUGAGGAAAAUGAUAGUAGUGAAGACGAAUAUGAAAAACAGAGGAAAAAAGAAUAUUUUGCGGAUGAGUCUGAGAUGAUUCAUUAUGACAAUUCAGAAUCAUUCCAAACAAUGAAUCUUUCUCGACCUAUUCUUAAAGGACUUAAUCAAUUGGGAUUUAUACAACCUACCCCAAUUCAAAGACAAACAAUUCCUAUAGCUCUUAUGGGUAGAGACAUUUGUGGUGGUGCUAUUACCGGUUCUGGAAAAACUGCUGCAUUCCUGGUUCCUGUCAUAGAGCGCUUAUUAUACAGACCAAGAAAGACACCUUCUAUGCGAGUGCUUAUCUUAGCCCCAACUCGCGAGCUGGCUAUUCAAUGCCAUAGUGUCGCAACUAAAUUGGCAUCAUUCACUGACAUAACACUUUGCCUGUGCAUUGGAGGAUUAAAUCUCAAAAAACAAGAAAGUGAACUUCGCGCACGCCCUGAUAUCAUUAUUGCAACUCCAGGGCGAUUGAUCGAUCAUGUGCGAAAUUCACCUUCUUUUAGUCUAGACACUAUUGAAAUUUUGAUAAUUGAUGAAGCCGAUCGGAUGUUGGAAGAUGGCUUCUCCGCCGAAUUAAAUGAGAUUGUAAAGAGUUGUCCAAAAUCAAGGCAGACAAUGCUUUUCUCUGCCACCAUGACAGAUAACGUUGAUGAAUUAAUUCGCCUUUCAUUGAAUCGACCAGUACGAUUAAUGGUCGACUCAACAAAGGCAACUGCAGUAAAGCUCAUACAGGAAUUUGUUCGUAUAAGAGAACAUCGUGAGGAAGAUCGACCUUCUAUGUUAGUUGCAUUAUGUAAAAAGGCAUUCCGUCGUAAAGUUAUAAUUUUCUUCAAAAAUAAAGUUACCGCUCAUGAAAUGAAGAUAAUUUUUGGUCUUUUGGGUUUGAAAGCUGCAGAAUUACAUGGAAACUUGUCACAAGAGCAACGCAUAGAGGCUCUUGAGGCUUUCCGAGAUGGAAAAGUAGACUUUCUCUUAGCUACCAAUUUGGCAUCGCGAGGUUUGGACAUCAAAGGCAUUGAAACUGUUAUCAAUUACAAUAUGCCACAAAAUUACGAGCAUUAUAUACAUCGUGUCGGCCGAACAGCUCGUGCAGGACGUGGCGGACGAUCAGUAACUUUCACAGGAGAAGCAGAUCGCAAGAUUUUAAAGAUGAUAAUUAAACAUGCAACUAAUGGUCAAAUUAGAAGGCGUACUAUUGAUGCAGAAAUUGUUUCAAAAUAUCGCGAAAAGCUUGAUCAAUUAAAAAAUAAAAUUAAAGAAGUCAUUGAAGAAGAAAAAGAAGCAAAAGCUAUGCGGCUUGCGGAAAUGGAAAUACAAAAGAAUAAAAAUCUUUUGGAGCAUGAAAAGGAGAUAUUUAGUAAGCCUGCUCGGACUUGGUUUCAGUCUAAACAAGCGAAGCAAAAAUCUAAACUUGCUGCAAAAGAACAAUCUAAUAGUAAUGUCAAAACUUCAGAGACAAACAAAAAGCGAAAACGAGAAAAAAUUAUAAAAUUAAAGUCAAAGCGUGACAAAUGUGCUAAAAAAUCAAAGUCAAAACGCUAG